UUUAACAGCAAAGGCUUCAAAGCGUGUCCUCUCUUUCUACAGUGCCCGAUUCUGCCUUUGGGUCAGCCUUUCCAGCAAGCAAAGAGGCUGCAGGGAAGCCUUGGACUUGGAGAUCCAGACGUAUGUAACCUGGAAAUAUUUUCUGGUUCUUCUGGAGUUUUAAGUAUCUUGUCUGGGAAGAGAGCUGAAUGGCCUUGGAAAAUUUCGCCAGACCUCUUGUGAACAGAAAGACCUGUGGAGAUCCAAGGGUCCAUUUUGGAGCUGUAUUAAAGACCAGAGAGAAGAUGAAGGGACAACCCCCAGUAGAUGCCGAAAUUAGAAAAGGCCCUCCAGCUGCUCUGCCUUGGAGAUGUGGGACGAAUGGGGCAAUGAAUCCUGGGCAGAAGAGCCACGAAGAGGCAUCUAAUAGUUCAGACGUCCAAUGCUGCCACUUCAGAAAAGUGCAGUUCCAUGAGGGGAGCCGUCCUCGAGAUGUUUGCACUCAGCUUCACUACCUUUGUCGUCAGUGGCUGCAACCAGAAAAACACACCAAGGCUCAGAUGCUGGACCUGGUGCUCCUGGAACAAUUGCUGGCUGUGCUUCCCCCAGAGAUGGCAAAAUGGGUGCGGGAGUGUGGAGCAGAGACCAGUUCCCAGGCGGUGUCCCUGGCUGAAGGCUUCUUGCUGACUCAGGAGGAGGAAAACAUGCAAGAAGAGUUGCAGAAAUGCAGGCAAGCUGUGACUGAGUAUCCCAAGGGGAGGAAAGAUACAUUCAGAUCUUCUCAAGACUUGCUCUUCAGGGAGAACUUCCAGGGAGAUCAAAGUCAAGGCGCUACGCAAGAGAGUAGAAAGCUGUCCUUGGACUUUUUAGAAUCACCUCUGUGUGCUGGAGCUGAAGUAUUAGCUGAACCGCUACUUCAGGAUAUUGUUUCUUUUGAGGAAGUGGCUGUUUAUUUCUCCGAGGAGGAGUGGGCUCAACUGGAUGCUGACCAAAAAGAGCAUUACAGAGAAGUCAUGCUGGAGAAUUCCAGGAAUCUCUUUUCUCUGGGCUUUAAUGGGCAAGAGAAUAAGAAUUGCGAGGAGGCACACCAAGCAAUCCAUUCAAAAGUGGGGGAAAGGAAAUUUGUAGAUCAGAUGCAACCGAAGAAUGAUGAAACAAAGCAAUUACAAAGUGGAAUUAAGAGAAGUCUUCCUCUGGUCAAUUGGCUUUCUAACCAUACAAUGAUUGAUACAGAAGAAAGACCAUAUAAAUCCAUGGAGUGUGGAAAAUGGUUUAAUAAAUUCGAUCAUCUCAUUUCUCAUAACCAGACAUAUUCAGAAGAGAAACAAUUUACUUGCAUGGAGUGUGGAAAGACCUUCUCUUACAGUUGCUAUCUUAUAACCCAUCGAAGGAUCCACACAGGAGAACGACCGUAUAAAUGCAUGGAGUGUGGGAAGACCUUUACUCGUAGCAGUCAUCUUAAAACCCACAGGAGGAUCCACACAGGAGAAAAACCGUAUCAAUGCAUGGACUGUGAUGAGACCUUCUGUUAUUAUAAGACUUUUAUAGUCCAUCAAAGGAAUCACAGAGGAGAAAGUCCUUAUAUAUGCAUGAAAUGUGGAAAAACCUUUACUUGUAGCAGUAGUCUUAAAUCUCACAAUUUGAUCCACACAGGAGAGAAGCCAUAUCAAUGCAUGGAGUGUGGAAAGAGUUUUAGGAAGAGUGGUAAUCUUAAUUCCCACAAGAGGAUCCACACAGGAGAGAAACCAUAUCAAUGCCUGGAGUGUGGGAAGGCUUUUCGUCAGAGUAGUAAUCUUACCUCCCAUAAGAGGACCCAUACAGGAGAGAAACCAUAUGUGAGAAAUGAUAUAAGUUUGCUAUAGUUAUUCCUGCAAAGAUAAACCAUAUGGACUCCAUAUUUAGCCUAAGAAUGAACCAAGAUAACAUGCUAAGUAACAGGUCUUAUUUUUGACGAAAACAUUUUUUUUCCUGAUUUUGCAAGAACAUUGUUAGCAGGGCACAUAAUAAUUCUUGGGUCAUUGGGGGAUUUUUAGCGGAGACAUUGGGGAUUUUUGGAA
Pseudonaja textilis is the source of this 2036-nucleotide messenger RNA. The record is from RefSeq and is a predicted model, not a curated record. NCBI's taxonomy places the organism in Eukaryota, Metazoa, Chordata, Lepidosauria, Squamata, Elapidae.